Messenger RNA from Osmerus eperlanus (European smelt), 2952 nucleotides. It is a transcript of the gene tnk1, whose product is annotated as tyrosine kinase, non-receptor, 1. The record is from RefSeq and is a predicted model, not a curated record. NCBI's taxonomy places the organism in Eukaryota, Metazoa, Chordata, Actinopteri, Osmeriformes, Osmeridae. Gene Ontology annotation, molecular function: ATP binding; protein tyrosine kinase activity. Gene Ontology annotation, biological process: protein phosphorylation. The transcript is spliced from 14 exons. Bases 302 to 2578 code for a protein of 758 amino acids.
AAAAGAUUGUCGUGACUAACAAAUGUAUCUAAAAACGUUUUGUAGACACCAUGAGACUAUGACACUGUAUGCAUAAAAAAAGAACUGAAAGAAUCGCGUAAAUAUUAAACAUAAUUCAAACUAUUUUUAAGAAGCGGAUGAGUCGUCGAGCCUAUGGAGGUUACCAGACAGAUAUGGCUAAAAAGGAAUGUGUGUUGUAUGUAAAUACGAAAUAACUGGGAUCAUAAGCGAAAUCAUUCUUUGCUUUUGGUGGAGUCAUUAACCUAUUGUUGGCGGCGGAUCUGCGCUGCCUGUGCAGGUCAUGCUGAUGGACAAGGACACACAGUGGCUGUACCAUCUCCUGGCCGAGGUCCAGUUGGAGAGGUUUUACCUGCGCGUCCGGGACGGACUCAACAUCACACGCGUCGAGCACUUCUCCUACGUGAAGGAGGCUGACCUUGAGCAGAUAGGCAUCAGCAAACCAGGACAGAGAAGACUAUGGGAGGCUCUAAAACGUUACAAACUGAACAUGCGACCACGCUCAUGGAUGACCAAGGUCUUCAGUGGGCGUGGUCCAGAGGUUGGCGACCAAUGGAGUGCGGGAGCGCCCAGCCAGAGCCAGGGCCAGGACACAAGGCGGAACGUGAGCUGUCUGAUCCAGGACAGUGACCUCACCAUGGGAGAGAAGCUGGGCUCUGGCUCCUUCGGGGUGGUGAAGAGAGCAGAGUGGCAGACUCCCACUGGGAAAGUGUUGCCCGUCGCCGUGAAGUCUCUGCGUAGCAGCCUGUCCAGACAGACCGACACGCUGACAGACUUCCUCCAAGAGGUGACCACCAUGCAGUCCCUGGACCACUCCAACAUCAUCCGUCUGUACGGAGUUGUGCUUACACAGCCCCUCAAGAUGGUAACAGAGCUGGCAAACCUGGGCUCCCUGUAUGACACCCUGCGCUCACGCCAGUACGAGUACCCCCUUGUUCGCCUGUGGCUCUUUGCCACCCAGAUUGCAGCCGGUAUGGAGUACCUGGAGGGGCGCAGGUUCAUCCACAGGGACCUAGCGGCACGGAACGUCCUGCUAGCGUCCCGGGAGAUGGUGAAGAUCGGAGAUUUCGGCCUGAUGAGGGGCCUGAGCCAGGAGAAGGACCACUACGUGAUGAAGGCACACCGACGGAUCCCGUUUGCAUGGUGUGCCCCAGAGAGCUUGCGUGUCGGCUCGUUCUCUCAUGCGUCUGACGUGUGGAUGUUUGGGAUCACUCUGUGGGAGAUGUUCACCUACUGUGAGGAGCCCUGGCUAGGCAUGUCAGGCAGACAGAUCCUGUGGAGGGUGGAGCGCGAGGGCGAACGCCUGGAGCGGCCCCCGGACUGUCCCCAGGAGCUGUACUCCGUCAUGAGGAAGUGCUGGGCCUGCACCGCCACCGACCGGCCCACCUUCUCAGAUCUUGUUACGCUGGUGGCAGAGGCUCAACCCAUGGAGGUGCGCGCGGUGAGGGACUUCAACGAACCCAGGAUGCUGCCCCUGCUGGCCAACGACCUAGUCACCGUCAUAGACCACGGCCUGGAGCUGUGUGAGUGGAAGGGCCAGAACCAGAGGGCCCUCAGCGUCGGCUGGUUCCCCCCGAGUCUGGCUGCACCCUCAGUCGCCACCGGCACCGCCCCUGCCCCUUGUCCAGGCCCCGUCACACAUCUCGCCCACAUCUCCGCCCCCUUGAGGGGCAGUCUGCAGCACACAGGGCACGGGGACUGCCACCCCGACCGGAGCUGGGGGACUCCCGAACGCCUGGAGGACAGUGGGAGGUGGAAAACUCCUCUAGUUCACAAAGAGAGAGACAAGGAAGGCUCAAAUUUACAGAGCAUGGCAGGUAUGUGUCGGAGUUUGGAGUCUGUCCUGGGUGAAUCUAAGAGUAAAGGUCAGCCGGUAGGAGGGCUGCGUGUGGACCCCCGUAGACCCUUCCCCAACACUCCCAUGGCAGCUCGCAGCGUGGUCACGCAGGACCCACGCAGGUUCAGCGAGGCCAGCAUAGCCCCUCCUCCACGCCCACCACCCCCAAACCUCAAGUGCCUCAAGCCACAAAUGGUGAUCCGAGACCGGAGGCCGGCGGUGAAUCCAGCCCCAGGCUCUUCUUGGCCUCCACACCCUCAGCAGCAGCAGAUACAGGUGGCCCAGCCCCCACCUCAGCCAACCAUGGGCAUCAGCAACCUGGUCAAGAUGGCUCACAUGGCACGCUCAACACCACAACUUGAUGACGGUGCAGACAAAGAGAAGGAGAGAGAAAAGGAGAGAGAGAGGGACAGGGAAAAAGAGAGGGAUCGGUACCCACCUCAAGUGCAGAACACCAGGGAAGCAGUCAUUUCACAGGUCAUGGAGGCGGUGCAUGGUGUGACCAUUGAUGAAGUCCGUAACGCACUCCGUCGCAAUGAAUGGAACCCACUCAAGGCUGAACAACAGCUUAAGAUGGAGCAGCUCUACUCUCUGAGUCUGUGUACCAGAGAGGACUGUUUUAGGAUCCUGUCCAAAUACCAGUGGGACCUCCAGCUGGCCAGCCGUUACCUCAUCAAACUAACCAGGGAUGAGAGGGUUAAUGGGGGACAGAGUGAGAGAUAGAGGGAGGCACCACCUACCAACUCAGGUGGAAGGACACCAAACUAAAUGAGGGAGGUUUAAGGAACUGGAAAACAAGAGAAAUGGAGGAGGAGGAAUGAAGAAUGAACUACAAACAGACAGGAGUACGAAGAAGAUAAAAGCCGGAUACCGUCUUUUGUGUUUACUUUUAUUUAAUGAAGAGACAGGUGUAUCCACAGUUUUCUAAAACAUAUAUCCUGAUAGAUUUGUACAUAUUUUAUUUGUCUUAAUUGUGUUUUAAUAAACUGUCAAUGCGGGUUACAGUACUGUAAAAGGUUGGAUGUUAAAUGGGCCAAACAGAAACCUGAGGCAGAGAUUUUUUUUCUCCUAAUUCAAUAAAGACAAAUUUAAAAGUC